Hibiscus syriacus is the source of this 4721-nucleotide messenger RNA. RefSeq lists its product as uncharacterized. The record is from RefSeq and is a predicted model, not a curated record. NCBI's taxonomy places the organism in Eukaryota, Viridiplantae, Streptophyta, Magnoliopsida, Malvales, Malvaceae. Gene Ontology annotation, biological process: regulation of DNA-templated transcription. Gene Ontology annotation, cellular component: nucleus. Gene Ontology annotation, molecular function: transcription coregulator activity.
AGGAAACGACGUCGUCGUAUCUGCCCUCGGUUGAGAGAGUUGCACAUGUUUCUGCCGUUUCGCGCCCUACAUUCCCAAAUUCCUCCUCAGCAAGCCGACUCAAUUCGCUGUGAAAUUUAUUCAAAAUGGCUUCAUGUGAGGAUGUGCAAACUAGUGAAGUUGAGAGUCAAGAUCAGCAAAAUGUUAAUGUUGUGAGAAGUGGUCACUCAAAAUCUGAUGAUGGUGUGGAGGAGGCGGAGGAAGGAGUGGAAGAUGGUGAGGAUGAGGAAGAAGAUGUGGAUUUCAAUCCCUUUCUGAAGGAAACACCUUCUCUGGAGGCUUCUUCUAGUUUGUGCUCUGAAAUCGAGGGUUUGGAUGGUGAUACAAUUGAUAGUAGAAUAAAUACUCAUGUUACUACAGAUAUUAGUUCAUCGAAGGUUAAUACUAAGUUGCAAAACUCUGAUGUUGGAGAUUCUGAGCACUGCGUCGAGGAAAUUGUGAUGCAAAGUACUGCCUCCCCUGAAUUGGAAAGAGGAGAGGAACGUCAAUUGAGCAGUAGUGUAAAGAAAAGUACGGCUGGAGACUCGAGUAAUUCUACACAUUCCCCGAAGAUGAUGAUGCAUUUGAAUGACGAUGAAGAUGAUGCUAUCUGCAGGCGUACUAGGGCUCGUUAUUCACUUGCCGGUUUCACUCUUGAUGAACUUGAGGCCUUUCUUCAGGAAACAGAUGAUGAGGAUGAUGUUCAAAAUGUUAAUGAUGAAGAGGAGUAUAGGAAAUUUCUUGCAGCUGUAUUGCAAGAUGGGGAUGGUGAUCACCUGUCAACUCAGGUUAAUGAAAAUGUAGAUGAUGAAGAUGAGGAAAAUGAUGCCGAUUUUGAAGUAGAACUUGAGGAGGCACUUGAGAGUGAUUACGAGGAAGCUACAUUGGAGAAGACACAAGCAGAGGAAAAUCAAAGAGCUGGGCAACGGCCAGAAACAAGGCAAAAUAGAUGGCAAAAAGCCUCAGCUCAGUAUGACAAAAAGCUUUCGGAGCAGACUAAGAGACCAUUGCGCCCCCUGUUACCAAUUUUGCCUAAUGGACCUAUUACACCCACACCUACUCUUAAUGGGAAAGCUUGGAUGCUCGAGGCUUAUAAGAGUUCUGUAUCCUCUGCACCAGUAGAUGGUUUCAUCAAUGGGUUCACUCCUUAUCAGAUAGGCCAGUUGCAUUGCUUGAUACAUGAGCAUGUGCAGCUUCUUAUUCAAAUAUUUUCUCUUUGUGUGCUUGACCAUUCCUGGCAGCACAUUGCAUCUCAAAUUCAGGAACUGAUUAUUGAGAUGCUUCAAAAACGAGAUGAAGCUAUAGCUUGUAAAAGAAAACCAUAUCCUGAUACUUGCUUCAAGGCUCCAUAUGCCUCUUCAUCAGUGCGAAAUGAGGUCCCACUUUUGUUUCCCACACAGAACACCCCUAAAACAUCUACAUUUAAUGCUAAUGCGGUCUGCUCUUCCAAAGAUACACAGAUGCUUGAUGCUCAAAGUGUUUCUAGUCCUGGAAGAAGAUAUGAAUAUUUUUCUAAUGGGCAGUUGUGCUCUUCCUGGGUGCCUUCUUUAACCAGCCCUGUAUUAUCCACUCUUGAUGUUGCUCCAUUUAAUUUAGUUGGAAGAUACAUGGAUGAUGUAUAUUCUGCUGUCCAGGAGCGUCGGCAACGUCAAUUGGAGAAUGGUUGUACUACACAAUAUGAAAAGGCACCUCUGUUCCCUCUUCCUUGUUCUCCAUCCAUGACGGAAGCUAAUAAUGAAGCAUCAAGAAGCAGUGCUCUACCGCCUGGCUGUAUAGCACCAUCAUCAGCCUGUCAGCCGCCAGCUAAGAAGACAUUGGCUGCUACACUUGUUGAGAAAACAAAAAUGCAGUCAGUUGCCUUUGUCCCCAAGGAAAUAGCGAAGUUAGCACAGAGGUUUUUUCCGUUGUUCAAUCCAGCAUUAUUUCCACAUAAGCCACCUCCUGUUGCAGUUGCAAAUCGGGUUCUUUUCACUGAUGCAGAGGAUGAAUUAUUGGCUUUGGGUUUGAUGGAAUACAAUACAGAUUGGAAAGCAAUUCAGCAACGUUUUCUUCCUUGCAAAUCAAAGCAUCAGAUUUUUGUUAGGCAAAAAAAUCGUUGCUCAUCUAAAGCGCCAGAGAAUCCCAUAAAGGCAGUCCGGAGAAUGAAAACAUCUCCUUUGACUGCAGAAGAGAUACAAGGUAUUCAUGAGGGGCUCAAGGUUUUCAAACUUGACUGGAUGUCUGUCUGGAAAUUUAUAGUUCCACACAGGGAUCCAUCCUUGCUUCCCCGGCAGUGGCGCAUAGCUCUUGGAACUCAGAAGUCGUAUAAACAAGAUGCCGCCAAAAAAGAGAAGCGCCGAAUAAAUGAAUCAGAAAGAAGAAAGCGUAAAGCUGCCAAUUCGAGUAAUUGGCAACAUGCAUUUGGUAAAGAGGACUGUCGAUAUACUGGUGUAGAGAAUUGCAGUGUAGAUAAUGCAGAGGAGUCUUAUGUUCAUGAAGGAUUUUUAGCCGAUUGGAGGCCAGGUAUUACAAAGCUCUUCUCAUCUGAAAGUCCUUCCUUGAUCGUUGGAGACAAGAACCCGCCUAAUGAUGUGCCUACAGAAGAGGGUGCAAAUGUCAGAGAACAACCCAAUAACUAUAGGUCUGCAGUCACUCGGCCAUUGACAGGCCUAAAUCAGGGAUCUCAGCAUGCAUUGAAUCAUUCCCAGCAUCCUUACACCUUUCCUCACCGUGCAUCUAAUGCAUUGCAACCAACACACCCUGUUCCUACUAUGAUAUCAAAUACCUCCAAAACUCAGAUAUAUUUACGGCCAUAUCGAUCUCGCAAAUCCAACAAUCUACGGUUAGUGAAAUUGGCACCAGAUUUGCCCCCAGUGAAUCUACCACCAUCUGUUCGUAUAAUCCCAGAAUCGGCUCUGAAAUUCAAUCAAUGUGGAGCAUACACCAAGGUUUCUGCUACUGGAGCUGGUGGUGUUGAUGUUGGAAUGGGGAAUAUAGUUUCUCCAUUUUCAGGGUUUGCUAAGUCAUUGGUGAAUAAAAGUGAUAAAAGCAAUCCAAUGAGGGAGAAUGUCACAAAUUCAAGCUCAGAAGAAUCAAGGUUUGUCAAGGACAAAAAUGUUGCAGAAGAAAGAUGUACUCGCACAGAUCUUCAGAUGCAUCCAUUGCUAUUCCAGACCCCUGAAGAUGGACAACUUCCAUAUUAUCCAAUGAAUUGUGGAGCUGGUACAUCCAGUUCUUUCAGUUUGUUCUCUGGGAACCAGCCCCAUCUAAAUCUAAGUCUCUUUUACAAUCCACAGCAAGCUAACAGCGCUGAUGAUAAUUUGACCAAAUCUUUGAGAAUGAAGGAAUCUGUUUCAGCACCAUAUGGAAUUGAUUUCCACCCGCUCCUGCAAAGAACUGAUGAAGCAAAUAGUGAACUAGUGACUGCAUGCUCCAUCGCAUCAACAUCUUCUGGUUUGGAUGGCAAAAUCUGCUACACCCACUCCUUUGGAUGCUGUCCAGAUGAGGCCAGUGGUCCAUUGCAGCACUUUGUUACCAGAUCUAGACCCUCUAGUCCAAUUGAGAAAGCUAACGAACUAGAUUUGGAGAUCCAUCUCAGUUCUUCUACAAAAGAAAAUGCAGCAUUAAGCAGGGGUGUGACUGCACAUCCUACAAAUUCAUCAGUUAGGUUACUGAAUUCUCAAAAUGCAACAGAAACACCCGACGCUUUUCAUUCAUCAGGCAACAACUUUGUUUUAGGUGGCUGCUCAUCAACUGUAUCAAGCAAAAUCAUUGGCCGAUACAUUGAUGAUGCAAGUAACCAGUCUCAUCCAGAGAUUGUGAUGGAACAGGAAGAGUUAAGCGACUCUGAUGAAGAGGUUGAGGAAAAUGUGGAGUUUGAGUGUGAAGAAAUGGCUGAUUCUGAGGGAGAAGAAGGUUCAGGCUGCGAGCAAGUUUCUGGGAUGCAAGAUAAGGAUGCUCAAUGUUCCAUGACACGAGAAAUUGUGACGGAUGAAGAUUGUAAUGAUCAACAAUGGGAAUUAAGUAUCCAUGGCAACUCAGAAAACAAUGUUUGUGGUCUUGAAAGGGAAACUCCGUCUUUUUUGCAGAUGGAUUUAACAGGCCCAAAGAAGGAUAAAAGCAGUUCCUGGUUGAGCUUAGAUGCAUCUGCAUCAGACCGUACUUCACGUGCAAAAUCAAAGAAUGAAGCGCGUACGAUCAGCAAAUGUCCUCUUAAAACUUCAGCUUCACAUCGACCUUCAAAGCAGGAAACACCAAGCACAAGAAAAGUUGCACCACAGGAGCAUGCUGUCGAUAUGGCAGAACAACUCGGCUUGGGUCCUCUAUCAGUUCCAACAUUAAGGAAACCAAGAAAACGCGCAUGCCAGACUAAUAAAACCGCAACUGAUGGUACGAGUUUAGGGAACUCAAAAAAUGAUGCUGAAGACAUUGGUUAGUUAAACUAACACUCAUUGCCGGUGAUGGUGAUCGAGUUGUUUAUACCCAGGAUGCUGCCAACCCAUUUACAAACUGAGAAAGAUUUCGCGUCGCCAGUGUCUUUAUUCUUGCUGUAAAUCGUAAAUAGUAAUCUAUCGUGCGAUGGAUGGGCAAACCAGGUGCCCAGAAAUUUUUUGCUUUGUAUUGGUUUUGACAAAUCAUCAAAUUCAUGUAACUGGAAUGGACUAAACCGUAUCGAUUUUUCCAACCGGUUAAAAAUCAAAAUAGACUUAAUUGAAUUGAUUCAA